Messenger RNA from Brachypodium distachyon (stiff brome), 1731 nucleotides. Its product is annotated as AAA-ATPase At3g28580. Gene Ontology annotation, molecular function: ATP binding; ATP hydrolysis activity. The coding region runs from base 13 to 1455 and encodes 480 amino acids. NCBI's taxonomy places the organism in Eukaryota, Viridiplantae, Streptophyta, Magnoliopsida, Poales, Poaceae. The record is from RefSeq and is a predicted model, not a curated record. The transcript is spliced from 2 exons.
CAAAUCACCGCGAUGGCAUCCAAAGGCAUAGGCAAGUGCACCGAGGUGCUCGUAAAGCGCAUCGCCGGCCUGCGACCAGCGCAGGCGGCGGGCCUGGGAUCCGCGCUGGCGGCCCUGAUGGUCACGUUGCGCAUGGUCCGCCCGUUCCUCCCCGGCCUCCCCCGCAACUUCUUCAGGUACUACGUCGGCCGCCUCAUCAAGCGCUACCUGCGCCGGGCCCUGGGCUUCCUCGACCCCUGCCUCACCGUCAACAUCGGCGAGUACUCCGCCGCCGGCGACCGCAUGAGGCACAGCCAGGUGUACGACCAGGCCAAGGCUUACCUCAGCGCCCGCUGCUCCGGCCAGGCGCGGUCGCUCUGGGCCGAUCUCGCCUCGCACGGCAGCCACGCCUUCGUCCUCAGCAUGAGCAGCCGCGAGGAGGUCGCCGACGAGUUCCGCGGCGCCACGGUGUGGUGGCAGCACUUCAAUCCCGGUGGCGGCGCGUGGGAGUUCUACCAGCUCGUCUUCCACGAGCGCCACCGCGACCUCGUCGUCCAGUCUUACCUCCCCCACGUCUGCCGCGAGGGCAAGGCUGUCAUGGACCGCAACCGUCGCCGCCGGCUCUUCACCAAUUACACCGGCGACCGGCAGAUAGCGUCGUGGACCUACGUCAUGUUCGAGCACCCGUCGACAUUCGAGACGCUGGCCAUGGACCCGGCGAAGAAGCGGAGCAUCAUGGACGACCUGGACGCGUUCCGGGACGGGAAGGAGUACUACACGCGCAUCGGCAAGGCAUGGAAGCGGGGGUACCUCCUCUACGGCCCGCCGGGCACGGGCAAGUCCACCAUGAUCGCCGCCAUGGCCAACUACCUCGACUAUGACAUCUAUGACAUCGAGCUCACGUCCGUGGCUACCAACAUCGAGCUCCGGCAUCUUCUCAUCCAGACGUCGGGCAAGUCCAUCAUCGUCGUCGAGGACAUCGACUGCUCGGCCGACCUGACCGGCAAGCGGAAGAAGCCCCCGACCAUGGCGCCCGCCAACAGCCCGCCGACCCAGACGCUCGCCAACAGCCCACCGACCGACCAGAAGAAGGUCACGACUCUCACGCUCUCCGGCCUGCUCAACGCCGUGGACGGGCUGUGGUCGGCGUGCGAGGGCGAGCGGAUCAUCAUCUUCACCACCAACUACGUGGAGGAGCUGGACCCGGCGCUGAUCCGGCACGGCCGGAUGGACAGGCACAUCGAGAUGUCCUACUGCUGCUUCGAGGCCUUCAAGUUCCUCGCCAAGAACUACCUCGGCGUCGACGACCACCCUCUGUUCGAAGCCGUCAAGGAGCUGCUCCAGGCGGCCAAGAUCACCACCGCCGACGUCGCCGAGCACCUGAUGCGCAAGUGCGCAGACGACAACGCUGACUCCUGCCUCGCCAACCUGCUGAAAGCGCUGGCCCUGAAGGGCGAGGCGGUUCUGGGAAACUAGUACAGCCAGCUUAAUCAAUCAGUGUGAUAGCGGUAACAUCAGUUUAAUUCAUCUGCGGUAGACAUUUUAGUUGUUCAAAUUGGUACUGUGGAUCCUUCGUUACCUCUUGCUAGCUACUGAUGCCGGAAUCGCGUUAGACAUGGAUGAUGCAGAACAGUCCAAUUUUGUCAGUUUGUUAGGUCUUGUUCCUCAUUCUGGAAUUGCGCUUUAGAACUUGGAAAUGCGUAGUGAGAAGUUUUCCUUUUGCUGGAUGCAAGAAUGAUGGUUGAAUUUUAA